AGCCCGCUGCUCUGAAGUCUGAACACCCCCGACUUUAAGGCCGUAAGCACUCUCGCAGGGUCUCGCUCCUGAGCGUCCUCUCCAGGCGGGCAAGGGAGACCUGCUUCAUCUCCUCUUCGUCGUGGCCAGGUCUACUUGGAGAUUUUCUUAUUUUUGGUGAGAAUGAAGCGCAUGCACAGAAUGCCAACGAGGAAGUCCCAUUCAUGGUGGUGGGACAGCCACAUUAGCCCCAAAAACAACAAAUGGCUGGCUGAGAAUCUGGAAGAGAUGGAUAAGCAAGUUAAAGAGAUGCUGAGGCUCAUCGAGGAUGAAGGUGAUUCCUUUGCAAAGAAGGCUGAGAUGUAUUUCCAAAGACGGCCUCUGCUUGUAACUCAUGUUGAGAACUUCUAUCGGAUGUACCGUGCUCUUGCUGAACGCUAUGAUAAUGUGACUGGGGAAUUGCGCAAGAAUAUUCCAUCAUCACUGCAGUCUCAAGGCUCUGGUAUAUCUGAAGCUGAUUCCGAGACACAUUCUACUUCCUCAUCUCCAGAGCCUAACACGGAACAGAAGACACCAAAACAGAAGCGCAAAACAAGAGCAGCUGGCUUUGAUGUCUUCCUUGGUUCUGGUGGAAGCUCAGACAUUUCCAAGAAGGGGAGUGAUGGAUCAUCAUCUUCUUCAGAUUCUGAUUCCGAGGUUGAUGAAGAGAGAGAAGAAGAUGGCAAUGGGAUUUCUUAUGCACUGAAUGAACGGAUUAUUGAGCUAGAAGAGGAGCUUCAGGAAGCAAGGCAACAACUUGAGGCACUCGAGGAAAAGAACAUGCGUUGCCAAUGUGAAAAACUUGAGGAGAGUUUCAAACGAGUUAGCAGUGAAAAGGAAGAUUUGGUAGCUGUAGUUCUGGCAAACAAGAAUGAGAUUGAGGGUCUAAAAGGAGAUAUGACCUCAGCAGCUAAGCAUUAUGAAGCCCAACUACUGCAUCAUGACCAUGAGAUUGAGAAGUGCAAGCAGGAGCUUGAGCAAGUUUCUGAGAAGUAUUUCCAUGAGAAAUCUACUCUUGAGGCUGAAAUCAGAAAGCUCCAGGAGGUCGUCAUGAAUUUUGAAGGGGACCUAGCGAAAGUGUCAGGAGAGAAAUUGCAGCUUGAGUCCCAGUUAAAAGAGCUUGAACAAGCUUCUCGCAGCUUAGAUGAUUCUUCUGCUGAGAUGAUGAAGCUACAAGAAAUAACCAAGGAUCUGCAAGCAAGACUAGAAAAUGGUUCAAAUGAGAAGACUGUUCUUGAGGAACGUGCUAUGGAGUUUGAGCAAGUUCAUAGGCAGCUGGAGGAUUCAUGGGCUGAGGCCAGGAAGCUACAAGCUACAAUAGAUAGCCUGAAAGAUGACCUCGACAGAGCUCUGCAAGAGAAGUUAAUGCUUCAGGACCGUGCCAAGGAUCUGGAACAGGCAACGAGUGACUUAAACGCCUCAGUUGCUCAUAAUCAGGAGAAAUUCUCCAUGGAGAAGUCCUCUCUUAGCUCUGAGAUCCUAAAACUGUCAGAAGCUAACGCUUCUCUCGAGGGCAAGUUGACAUCCACAGAGUCACAGCUCGAACAACUUCACGCUGAGAAGGCAGAAACAUCCCUCGAGAGUGAGAAACAAAUAUCUGAACUGAAUCAAGCCAUUGCCGAUCUUAAGACAAAGCUCGAGCUGCUGUCUUCAGAGAAAUCUGCAGUUGAUAACAGGGUGUACACUUUGCUGAUUGAUGUCACUACUCGUGAUGAAAAGAUGAAGGAGAUGGGCAGCCACUUGCAUCAGCUGCACCUGGAGCACGCGAAGCUGAUUGAAGAGGCGGAUGUCGCACGAAAGGCCGUUUCCGACCUGCGUGCACGGGUGUGCGAGCUCGAGGAAGAGGUUGAGAAGCAGAAGCUUAUGAUCUCCGACAGCGCAGAGGGAAAGCGGGAGGCAAUCAGGCAGCUGUGCUUCUCGCUUGAUCACUACCGCCAUGGGUACCAGCAUCUCCGGCAGCUCCUGCAGGGCCACAGGAGGCCUAUGGUGAUGGCAACUUGAGCGACUGGCUUGCUGGAUCCUUCUUCCUGGAUUUCCAAAAUCGGUCUGUCGAUGUAACGCGGAUUCUGAAUGUAAUGUGAACCUCCUUUUUUCUCCUUUCCAUUUUUCAUGUACCUUCCUUCUACAAAAUUUGAGUAAAAUUUGUGCUCUGUAGCUACUUGAGCUAUCCUAAGGUAUGUACUGUGUAAUGCACUAAAUUUUGGAUAAUUACGGUAUUCCUUUUUU
Molecule: messenger RNA, 2244 nt
Organism: Phragmites australis (common reed)
Lineage: Eukaryota; Viridiplantae; Streptophyta; Magnoliopsida; Poales; Poaceae
Product: protein NETWORKED 4B-like
Exons: 3
Coding region: 163-2019 (618 amino acids)
Cellular component (GO): vacuolar membrane
Molecular function (GO): actin binding
Source: RefSeq, a predicted model, not a curated record